UGCAGGUAUGUCAAGACGAAGGCCGUGUUUUGAAAGUUGCUUCGUGAACAUCUAUGGUGAACAUCACAUGCGAUCUAGCGUACGUUCAGCACCAUGUUCAGCACGGUGUUAUGUUCUAGCCACACUCAUAACGGUGUGUUCAGCUCGGUUCAGCUCUUCAGCACUCUUCAGCCAAUCUUCAGCCUUCCAUGGCCUUCCGUUGAAAUCCACUGAAAGCCGAGCCGGUGGUCAUGCGGUGGUUAUAUGAUGGGGUCAGGUGUUCUGUGAGGGUCGCGUGUGUAGAAGCACCGUAGUAACAUGCAGGCCGUACCCGCAUGUACCCGGCUGCACGAGGUAUGAGAUGAUCAUAAUUAUGUAUUUCUGGCUUUAUGGCCGGACUAUUUGGUCAAUUCCGUGGUUUGAACUCCCCGAUUCCCCUUUGGAUGACUAGGUUCAAUAUUUUUUAUGUAGCUGAGGUGCCUCUGCGUUACAGAUAAGCCCUUCCUGCCUGUACUGUCAUACGUUAUGCACAGCGUUCGCACGCGGUGUACAUAUGUACACGUUACUUUCAUAAUAUUCUAGUGAAGUGGCACAUUCUUCCAAGUGGGAUGCACGGCCCACCAUGUUUCUACGUCCCAGCCAUAUGUUUUGUGUACUUGCGUGCUUGUUAAUCGACCAUGUACUCGAUUAUGCGAAUCGGUGCGGCAAUAGCAGCACUAGAGAGACUGACAUAAGACAUUCUAAGCGGGCCCCGGACGAGUCGUCAAGCUCUGUGUGGUGUCGUGGCCCUAACCAUACCGUGAGAACAUGCAUUUUCAGGAACUUGUACUACCGAGGAGACACCGGAGAUUUCGUUUUUCUUCACGGCCCGGAAACGACUAUUCUUGGUGACCUAAACGGAAGAAACGAUCCAGCGCUUACCGAUUUGUCGUCUGUAAGCGGUCACGGGGCGUUUUACUUCAAUUUCGUGGACAUGCCAGUGUCGACGUUUUCACCGCUCCAUGUUGUGGAUGUUCGCAGUGACACAUUUGUGGCCAGUCGCUUCAACCCAGACAACCUGAUGCAUGUGUUUCACGAUGACCUCAUUCCAAUAUUUUCAACUGUUCGAGAGAUACGUAGUUGCAGUAAUAGUGAAGAGAUACUGCGCUGCCUAGACAACAUUACACUGUUCCUGGUUGAUGAAAGACGAAAGGGACCUUACUGGCAGCUGUACAAAGCCCUUGUUAGAAAUCAAAAGAUAUUGUUUAAAAGCCAAAUGUCUGAGUGGUAUCGCUUUAAAAGGGCUAUUGUUGGAUUACGAAAGGACAGCACAUGGUAUCAGUAUGGUUUCGUGGUCCCACAAGGCCCUCUAAACACUAACCUAAGGACAGCUGGGGCAGAAGUCAGUCACUUCGUUGAUUUUUUCCUUCAUGCACUUGAUGUGCCACUGGCAUCAAAUACACACAGAAGUCAUGCACUCAUAAUAUCAAGAACCAAAACCAGGCUAAUUACAAACCUAGAUGAGCUAGUGCACAUGGUGCAGCUGCACACUAAGCUUACACCUGUAGUCAUUGAUCUUGAAAGUAUAUCUAUACAGGAUGUAGUCAUUUUGCUGAGGGACACACAACUUUUGAUAAGCAUGCAUGGCUCAGCAUUGAUAUUGUCAAUGUUCUUGCAGCCAGGAUCAGCAGUGUUGGAAAUGUUUCCAUAUGGCAUUAAUCCUGACAACUACACUCCAUACAAAACCCUUGCAAAUUUUCCAUCAAUGAAUAUUGCCUAUGCAGCAUGGAGAAAUACAAAUAAGACCAAUGCAGUAUUUCACCCCGAGUUUGAACCACAUUAUGGUGGAAUAUACCAUUUGCCACUGGAAGCCCAACAGCAGAUCAUCCAAAAUGAAGAAGUUCCACCACACCUGUGCUGUGACAAUCCAGACUGGCUUUUCCACAUUUAUCAGGACACAGCAGUUGACACAUCAAUUGUGCCACUGCUUGUCAACCUAACUGCUGAACAUGUUCCAACGCACCAUAACCUUAAAGAAAACAUUUUUCCAGGACCGGUUAUGGGACUGAAAUGUGAAGUUCAAAAAUAUUCUGAAGGCAAUGCACAGCUGUCAGUUAACUGGCAUGAACCAUGGAAUAUAGCAUUAGUUAGUUUUGAGCAUUGUUACUAUGAAGCAUGGUUAAAAAAUGGUGCUGAGGUUGAAAUGAUUCAUACAAAUGUCACAGUUUUUGUCAGAAACAUUACUACCAAUCCCCUUUAUGUAUGGGUGAAAGCUGUGUGCGAUGGAAAAUCUGGUGGCUUUAAUGCAUUCCCUCCCGGCUGCAAGGACAUCACCCAUUAACAACUAUCACAGUAAUUGCAUGGCAGCAUGUGCAUGCUAUGUAAUGAAGUGUUUUCGAAUAGUUGGCUGAGCAACACCAUGCUGAUAAUAAGGUAUGUUUGAUAGAAAGUAGAGGGUGUCCAAAGUGCUGUCUUCAAAGUUUUUUUAAUAAAUAAAUAAAUGUGGGCUCAGCAGUCCAAGCUUACAUUGAAGUUGUUCUGCAUUGCUGUGCUUCAUGUUUAAAGGAGUAGCAAUGUUUUCUUUUAGCCCCUUUACUGCCGAUGACGAGUUAACUCGUCAUGGUAAAAGUUGCACUACCUUGCAGUUUUCAUGCAUGUAAUUAAUAGACAAUGUCUUUUGCUAUUUUUUCAAUGAGACCAGUAAAAGUGCUAUGGGCAUUCCUGGAUUUUAUAUAUUUUUUUUUUAUACAGGAAAAUUCAGCUUUUUUGUAGAUAAGGGGUUAAUGAAUAGCUAUCGGUUCAUUUGCUAAGGUAUGAAGUCUAAAUCUUUCCAAUGUUUUGGGUGUAUGCUUUCUCGUGUUGUAGCCCUGCAGUUAUAAAAAAAAUGUGUGUCAGGUGAACACAACAUGCCACAUUAGCACCUAUCACUAUGGCCACUGGGUAGUUAUGAUGGUCAAAUAUUUUUCUCAUUUGACAAAAUGUGGCACAAAUCUUGCUGAAGAAGGUUUAGAAAAGGAAGGUGGUCAGCAAGAUCACAAUAGGAAAAAAAAAACAGAAAAUGAACCCUUCAAUUGCCGAGAGUUUAGCCAACUGGCUUUCAUCUUAAAUAGAGCAGUAUGCCUUUCAAUGCUUGAUCAGCAAUUCAGGGAAUUCCUGUGCAGGUACUUCGCUGACAUUGUGUUAACUUGUAAUCUUAUCCAUUUUCCUUGUAUCCAAAUGAAUGUCUAGAGGGUGAAACAUUUCUGCCAUUGGCAAGAGGACAGGUGGGGUGCUGCAGUACAACACUCCAACAUACUUUUAUCUUUGCCACAGCAAUUAAUAAAAGAACCAAGUGUCAGUAGGCUUGCAGUUUAAAAAUAUAUAUCGGUAGGCAUUAUUUAUCAUGCUGGCGCAGAAAAGUGCCAGCAUCUUUAUGGUUGCAAAGAACCCUUUUUCAAAUGAAAUUUAGUUUCCUUUAGCAUUUUAUACUCCUCUCCUGCCAGUAUGACAGCACUGGUCAUCACUUUGAUACUGACUGGGAGCCUGUUUUCGGCGAAACGACUGUAAAAGCCGUGUAUAACACGUUCAUAAAGCUUUUCAAUGGCCACUACAGCAGCUCCUUUUCCAUGAAAUCAUUUAAGACUGGAAAACGCACAUGAAAGCCUUGGAUUAAUCAGGAACAAGCGUAUGAUCACGGAAAAGCAUAAACUACAUGAUUCCUUUUUGAGAACACGCUACGUCAAUACUUUGGCGACCUUUAAAAUGCUACGGAACCGUUUAAAUGCUUUACUAAAGAAAGCUAAAAAGGAAUACUAUGAGAACCUUUUCCAAACGGGAUCGAAUUGCCCACCUGAUCGUAUGUGGAAAAUAAUUCCGUACUGGGCACAGCACAAGUUCAGUGGCCAAUAAAGUACACGAAAUUGUCAUUAACAACAAAUCACUGUCAGGGACGGCUCUAUUAGAACAUUUUAGCAAAUAUUAUGCGUCGGCAACAAUCAGCCAUGCUCCUCCCACAGACAUCUCGUACAGACUGGAAUGAAAUGUUCGGAAAACGGCAUUUUUUCAACCCACAGAUUAUUCCAAGGUAUAUAAAACAUUCACUGCAUUAAAGAACAGUAAAGCCACUGAUAUCGAUAAUAUCCAGAUAACACCCAUAAAAUGUGAUUGACAUAACCUGCCCGUGCUUGGCUCAUAUCUUCAACCUUGCGAUUGGUUCAGGGACGUUUCCUGCUGAAAUGAAACGAGCCAAAGUGUCUGUUAUAUUCAAAGAGGGGGAAAGAAACAUCGAAAACUACAGACCAAUAUCUGUUUUGCCUAUAUUUUCCAAGGGCCUUGAAAAGAUAAUUUUAUGUUGACUACAUAGGGUUUUUUUUUUUUUUUUAAGCACGGAAUUAUGUUUGAAUGCCAGCACGGUUUCACAAAGGGCAAGUCGACUGAGUCUGCACUUCUGGUACAAAAAGACAUCAUUCUCGAAAACAUUGAAGCGGAAAACUUAACUCUUGGAAUCUUCAUUGAUUACAGCAAAGCAUUUGACUUACUCUAUCAUGGCACACAUUUAACAAAACUAGAAGAAUAUGGCAUACGAGGUGUCGUUCACUCACUUUUACAGUCGUAUCUCUCCGAUCGACAGCGGUGCGUAGUUAUAGACGGUUCUACGUCAUCCUCCCGCCCAUUACUUAACGGCUUACCACAGAGAAGCAUUUUGCGCCCCUUUUUAUUUAAUGUAUAUGUGAAUGACUUACCUUCUAUUGAUAUGUGUACAGAUUUUGUUUUUAUACGCAGACAACACUAGCCUCUUUCUUCUGAUAACGAGUCACACUUGUUUUUACAUGCCAAUAAUGUGCUGUCCAAAGUGUUCGAGUGGUCCUUAUGUAACAGCCUACAAAUUAAUGUAAAAAUAUCUAAGGCCGUUGUUUUUGCUGCAAAGAACAAAUCUGUGCCAUGCGUCGAUUUUAAAAUAGCUUCCCAUUCGCUUGAUGUAGUAAAGGAACACAAAAUUUCGGGUGUUAUAUUUUCUAGUCACAUGAUGUAGAACCCUCACAUGGACCUUGUUGCAUAAAAAUUUUCUGCUGCUUUAUCUGUGCUAUUUAGAUGCCAUCAUAUGCUCCCACCUCGUGUAAUGUUCCAUCUUUAUCAUUCUCUUUUUCGGUUGCAUAUAAACUAUUGCACGUUAGUAUGGGCUAUGACUACACAACGUAACAUUAACAGGUUGUUGCUGCUCGGAAAGAAAGCUAUUCGUUGUAUUCACAAUGCUCACCAUUUACAUCCUACAAAACCGUUAUUUCAAGAAAGCAGAAUAAUGAACGUCAAAGCUCUCUAUGCAUACCGUCUCCUACACCAAUUACAAUUUUCAGAUAAAGAAACCAUACAAUUCCUAAAAAAUGUCAGCCCUCAUAGAACGGCCCAGCACCCGUGUAACACGAGGAUUGGACAAAUGGAUAAGGCACUAUCGAACAAAUUACUUUAUGAAAACCCUGACCUACAACGUACCCGCGCAAUUAAAUCAACUGCAGAAGUGCGUAAAUGGAGAUAUGGUUGUAUUGUGCACAUUAUUGCACGAUACCUUUGUCUGGCAAAUUUCACCUGACUGUUUGAGAUUUGUAAUUUGCUUUGUGUCCAUACCCGUUCAGAACGUACUCAUCACAUGCAUAUUCAUUUCAUUUCUUGUAAAUUGCAUGUGCACAUUCUUUACUGUUGCUUAACUUCCUUUUCAUCAUUGCUUUCAAUAAUGUUCAUUUUUAAAAGUGUAACAGUAUAUAGUCCCCUGGUGCUUAUUGUUAUUUACCCGAAUUUCAAUGCGCUCGUAAUGAGUAUACAUGUAGUAGAUGCAUUCAUGCCCAGGGAAGUGGAUAUAUACCAUGUGUUCAAUUAAUGGAGCUGCUUAAGAAAGCUUAUUGUUUGUAUUACGGAUGUGUGCGAUGCUGAUGUUGCCUGGUGGUGGCCCCCUGGCCUCGUCAAGCUGUAUAUUUACAGCUUUCUUUCCAGGGUGGCCUUCAACACUGUACUUUGUGCAUGCUGUAAAUAAACUUGACUAAUAUUGCCUAA
Molecule: messenger RNA, 5982 nt
Organism: Dermacentor albipictus
Lineage: Eukaryota; Metazoa; Arthropoda; Arachnida; Ixodida; Ixodidae
Product: protein O-linked-mannose beta-1,4-N-acetylglucosaminyltransferase 2-like
Biological process (GO): protein O-linked glycosylation via mannose
Cellular component (GO): endoplasmic reticulum
Molecular function (GO): protein O-acetylglucosaminyltransferase activity
Source: RefSeq, a predicted model, not a curated record